Molecule: messenger RNA, 4664 nt
Organism: Mya arenaria
Lineage: Eukaryota; Metazoa; Mollusca; Bivalvia; Myida; Myidae
Exons: 5
Coding region: 119-3160 (1013 amino acids)
Cellular component (GO): nucleus
Source: RefSeq, a predicted model, not a curated record
CGAUGAUUGCCGGAGAUAACGUUUACCUUUGUCGGGCACCAGACUAAUCGAAGCAGGUCCGGCGGCCACAUUAUGCAAAUUCUGAUGUAGGCCCUGCGCAUUCUCUCCAAGUGCUAAGAUGGAAGUGGGGUGCAGUGCUGGUGAGAGUUCAGAAGGUCCUGAUGAGAAGUCUCUAGAGGCGUUGGGUGAACAACAUCAGAUAGAAAAACCUGCAAAUGGAGGAGAUAGAUCCAAACCACUUCAAGCCAAUGUACCGCUUCCCUUUGUUGCCGAAACCAUGAAACCAGAUGAUGAUAGCAUAAGACUGAAUUGUCUAGAUGGUAGUUCAUAUCCAGAUGCAGAGGAACAAAGUAUUUCUAACAUUAUGGAUAAUCCGGUUUCUUUUGAAUCUGAAAAUUCAACAAAAGAUAUUGCUGAAGUUCAGGAUGUUUCAAGCUUGUCCACCUAUGACACCAAAUGUGAAGAAUUUGAGCAUAGACCUGAAACUCUUGGAGAGAGUACAAAUGUGACUUCAAGUGUUGUAAAUAAAGUUAUUUGUAUACCUAAAAAUGAGCCCAGCUCACCUGUACCUCUACCUGUGGGAGACACUUUAAAAGCAAUAGCAGCUGAUGUUCCACAAAAACAAACAACGAUUCAACUUCAAGCGUGUGAAUAUGAAGAAAUAGAAAAUACACCUACAUGCACCUCAGUAACAAAAUUAGGUGAAGAAAUGAAAUCUAUUUCAAAUGUGGACACUAAAAUUGCAGUUGAAAAUGACAAUUUAGCCAAGAAACAAGAAGAACUUGUUGUUUCAGCUUCCUCUCAAUCUGGCGCAAAUUAUCUGAACUUUGAACACACAACUACACAAGACUCAAUGCCAGUCGAUGAAGUCUGUCUCUGCCAUAAGAAACAGUUCCGCAAGUUUAAAUGUGGUGCUUGCUCACAACGAUUCAAAACCAUUUGUUUACUUCAUGAACAUUUACGAAGUCACCAAUCAAACGGCUCAUAUCACUAUGACCAAGUGACUUACACUGCUUUUCCGCUACAUGAUGCUAGUUGUAGCGCUAUGCAAACAGAUAUUAUCUCAACAGUUUCAGAAAAUACUGAAGUGAUUUCAGACAAGGAAGUUAAAGCCCUUAUAAGGGUGCCUGGUAAAAAGAGAGGAAGAAAGAGAAAAAUUGAAGCCAUAAAAAUCGAUUUAAAGAAUUUAAAAGACAAAAAAGGCAAAGAAGAUAUUCUUGAAAAGGAUUCAGUAAAAGAGUUAAAAGAGGACAAGUCAUCAGUGCCCCAAGUGCAGAAGAAAAGGGGACGAAAACCAAAGAAUAAGCCUGAUAUCUCCACCUUAGCAUCUCAAUCAAAGACACAAAUUAUCGGUGAUGCUGUGGAAAGGAAAGAUGAUAAAGAAUCGGUGCUAUCAAUCAAACCACUUUCAAAGUCUGACUCUGCUGGAAAUAUUGAAUAUGAUAGUGAUGUUACGGUUGUUAAUGCUACUCAAACAUUGGACUCUGCAAUUAAAACCGAAGAAGUUGUAGAUGACACUAUAAAUGAAGAAGAUCUGGAGGAUACAGGAUUUGUUGAAGAAGAGCUAGCAGUAAAAGUAAAAAAAGCAAAAAAAGAAAACAGUUUGAGUGCCCUGACUGACCAGAAAACUCGCAGAGGACGAAAAAAAGGUGCCAAAAAUGAAAGAGACAAAAAAGAGAAAUCUGAGGACAUAUUCAUGUCGUGUGAGAUAUGCAAUACUGUCAUGCUACAGAGGAAGUACCGGGAGCACAUGAUCAUGCAUACAGGAGAGAAAUCAUUUAUCUGUGAGGUGUGUGGUGCUGCAUAUGCAAAGCUGAGCAACCUUUCACGGCAUAAGAUAACACAUCGUGAGGUAAAGCCCUUCAAGUGCGAGUUCUGUCCAGCGCAGUUUGUACGGAAAAAGGAUUAUGAUGGCCACAUUAACAGCCACAAAGGUUACCGACCCCACAAGUGCAAUGUGUGUGACAAGUGUUUCCUGACGAACAAGGGUCUCAUACAACACCAGGAGAAUAUUCACAUGGGUGUCACCAAGUUUCAGUGCCAGCAUUGUGAACGUAGAUUCUUCAAGAAAUCUGGACUGUUUGCCCAUCAAGCCACGCAUUUUGAAGCAACCAUGAAGUGCCAAUUUUGUGAUCGUAAGUUCCGCGACAAGUGUGGAUUACGUAAACAUGAACGCACCCACACCGGAAACAAACACUACCAGUGUCACGUGUGUGAGCACGCAUUCAAUCAAUGCACACCAUUCUACGUACAUAUGGAAAAACGACAUAACAUGAAUCGAGAGGCCAUUAAGACUGUCAUGCGUGUUGUGACUGAAGCUUUUAAGAGAGAUGGUAAAAGGGUGGAACUGUACCGGAUCCCAGAUGAUGUUGAGGAGAUAAUGGCUGGCUUAGAGCUGGAGGAAGAAAGAAUAGCAGCCCAAGGGGACACAACUCCAGCUGCAAGUAAGCCCCCCCUACCUCGUGUAAGUCCCUCCAUCAUCGCCCAUGUGGUGCACAAGCCUAAGGAGAAGUGUAAGGUUCCUAGGGUUUGUAAUAUCUCUUAUAGUGGGAAUAAAAGUACGGGUUCAAGUAUUGAUGCUUUAGAAAGUGGUGUGUUACAGGUACAUGUGGAUAGCAGCAUGUCAAACGCGCUUGAUAUGUUGGCCAUGGAACAGAAAUCAACAUGUGCAAGUGAUUUGAUUACAUUAAAUGAAAAGGCAAUUAUGGCAGAAAAUCCAGUGUCCACAAGUGAAAUGAUUCUCAUGGAUUAUAAACAUAACGCAGCCAGUAACUCCAGCGGUGUACACUUCUUAAAUCUUGACCACCAAAACCGUCCACUUAUAUCCACUGAUGGCCACAUUCAGCUGGUAUCUGCCGAUAUUCAAAUACCUGUGUACCACCCCAUGCAACCAAGCGGAUCUCAUAGCCAUGUUAGUGAUGAAGGGCUUAAACAGAAAUCCUACAUCCAGGCAGGGCAUCCAAAGCAGAAAAUGAAGCUUCUGUCCCAGCACCAAACCUUUCAGACCCCUUGGUCUGUCCCCACCUCCCAGACAGACCUGGGUCAGGGGUCAAAGAUGCAGCAAGUUCCAAUUAUAUAUGCACCUCAAGGUCAGAGUGUCGACCCACUUGCCGAGGCCUACACUGCUGAUUUCAUUGAGAGAAUUUUUCAGGGGCAAUAACUCUUGGCAUUUUUGUUGUAAUAUUGUGCACAUAUCUUGUGUGAUAUAAAUUGUGUACAAGUACAGUCAAUGACUUUGAAUAUUUAGCUCAUUUGUCUUUUAAGUAAAUAAUUAGGUCAAAAUUAGGUCUUGCAGCCUUGACAUCAUGCAAAAUUGCCAACCAGAUUUAAACUUCAAAACCAUUUAAGAGGUUAACAUGAUAACCUGUUUCAUAUGAUCCCAAAAUGGAUGGAUUGUUCAGAACUAUGUUAAAAUUUAUAACGUAAUAACCUGUACAGAUGGAACAGUUAGUUGUCCAGCAUUUUCAUCCACAUUUUUAGUCACACUUUCAUUUCCGGUCAAUCACUUAUUGAUGAUUUGUAGUAGACUCUCCAAACUUGGUGAGGUCAUGGUCAGUAGACACCAUUAUAUAGUGUCACUGUCAGUAUGUCAAUGUUUAUGGAUGUGGUGAUCUUAAUGGAAAAAAAUGAUUGUUGUUCUUGACCGGUGCCACAUUUGUGGAUUUCCAGUUUUCUUCAUGCUGGUGUACCAAAUGUAACACUUAAUGUAAGCAUAUUUGUUAUGCUUCACUUUAUCAUAUAUAAAUGAUACUUCAUAUUUAUAGCAUAUUUUUAUAACUGGUGUUCACAUUGAUCUUAACUACUUAUGCAAUUUUCUACUUUCUGUAUAUAGCACUUCUAGUCACGUUUCAAUGAGUCUUCCUGAUGCAUUUAUUGAUAGCUUUUAAUGACUUGUAUUACUUUGUGAUUGUUCUUAUGUUCUCAUUUUACUUACCCAUGUAAAGAUGAUUAAUUUUGUAACUGAAAUCAUUUGAAUUCACUUUGUACAUUUUUGAAGGUACACGUUUGCUUGUAAGUUGCAAUAUAUAACAGUAUUGCUUGAAGAUAUUGUUUGUUAUUAAUCAAAAAUCCACUGCCUCAUUUGUACACAUUAAUUAUACAACCCAACACAAACAUAGCAUGUAUUAGUACUACUUCUUAGUCCUUAUUUGUGAAGGCUGUAAUAAUGGUUGUUUAAAUUACAUGGGCUAUAUCAUUAAAGUAUCUUGAGAAACCUGUGUGAAUUUCAUGGUUGUUAAAUGACAUAUUAAUUAAGUUAUUAACAUUUUUUAUAAACGUUUUACAUUUAUUAAUAUCGUUGAGCUGUUAUUCUUCUGAUCAGGGGGAUAAAGAAACAGUGAAUGAAAUAUAUAGUAUUAGUCGUCUAUGUUCUCCUCAAAAUAAAUACUUUAACAGAUUUAAAGAUUCUGAAAAAUGUCACAUGUUAUGAACUUAUGAGAUCUGUAUGAGAGCUGCAUUUCUAGCUUGAAUAUUGAGGAAAAUAACGCUUUAUCACCAAACAUCCCCAUCAUAUUGUGAAAAGUUUCCCAUCCUGCAAGUUUUUUCCUGCUAGUUUAUAUAUACAUGUACAUAAUAUGUGUGUACGGUAUGACAUAUUAUAUGGUAGACAUGUGCAUGUUAUAAUAUGUAGUUAUGCAUAAAGUUGCAUUAAAACUAAGAAGAGA